CUCGCUUUGUGUAGAUAGCAGGAGUCGUAUUCAACACCAUAUCAGCCCUAUCAGAGAACAGGCUCCAGUUUUACAACAUGAAUAUAUCUUCAAAUAACACAUAUUAUGAUUAUGACUACCCUGAUGAAGUGUGUGGAAAAGCAGGGGUGGUUCAGUUCGGGUCCAUCGCCAUCCCUGUUUUCUUCUCCAUUGUGAUCACACUGAGCCUCACAGGAAACAUCCUCGUGCUCGUGAUCUUGGGUUUGUAUGAAAACUUCAAGUCUCUCACCAACAUUUUUAUUCUCAACCUGGCCGUCUCUGACCUCGUCUUCACCACCGGUCUACCCUUCUGGGCCAUUUACCACAUAUGGGGGUGGCUGUUUUCAGAACUACACUGCAAAAUAGUCACUUUCAUCUUCUUCACGGGAUUUUACAGCAGCAUCCUCUUCCUGACAGUGAUGACCAUCUACAGGUACCUGGCUGUGGUUCACCCGCUUUCUGAACUGAGCACCGGGAAACUCAGCGUGGGGAUUUUUGUGUCAGUCCUGAUGUGGAUAAUCAGCAUCGGAGCAGCUAUGCCCUCCCUGCUCUAUAGCUCCCUCAUCUUGAUCCCUCAGGAGAAUGGACACACGUGGGGCUGUGAAUACCAAGCAACUGUGUGGAAAAAUGUUGCCGUCAUCCAACAGAACAUUUUCUUCCUGGUUGCUUUUGCAGUGAUGGCCUUCUGUUACAUUCAGAUACUGGGAAAAAUCACAAAAACCAGAUCUAACACAAAGAACAGAGCGGUGAAACUGGUCUUUUCCAUUGUGGCAGUGUUCUUCUUCGGCUGGGUGCCAUACAAUGUGGUGAUCUUUCUGAGGGUUCUGGCUGACCAUGUAGUGCCACCAUUUCAUGAAUGCGAAGCAAGUAUCCAGCUUGACUAUGCUUUCUAUGUGUGUCGACUCAUUGCUUUCUCCCACUGCUGCCUCAACCCUGUGUUUUAUGCAUUUGUUGGUGUGAAGUUUAGGAGUCAUUUGAAGUCACUGCUGCAUCGAAUGUUCAGUCGUCAAAGUCCGGUAGAAGAGCAGCAGGUUAGGAUGCAACACCUUGUCUCGCACGGAUCAAUGUACUAGUUCAAGUCAAUGGGUCUCAUGCAAGAACCACUUAUACUAAAAAAAAGUGUUCUCAAAGCUGCAGUGCGGAAUGUUAUUGGGUACAAAUUCCAUAUUUAUAUUUCAGUGUAUUGUCAUUUAAGUGGCCUGAGAGGAAUCAUAUCUGCCUCCUUCUCUGGACUUAAUUCUCAAGUUGUAAAACGUACU
Messenger RNA from Sphaeramia orbicularis (orbiculate cardinalfish), 1277 nucleotides. RefSeq names its product chemokine (C motif) receptor 1a, duplicate 1 (gene xcr1a.1). The record is from RefSeq and is a predicted model, not a curated record. Bases 78 to 1091 code for a protein of 337 amino acids. Gene Ontology annotation, biological process: G protein-coupled receptor signaling pathway; calcium-mediated signaling; positive regulation of cytosolic calcium ion concentration. The transcript has 2 exons. Gene Ontology annotation, cellular component: external side of plasma membrane; membrane. NCBI's taxonomy places the organism in Eukaryota, Metazoa, Chordata, Actinopteri, Kurtiformes, Apogonidae. Gene Ontology annotation, molecular function: C-C chemokine binding; C-C chemokine receptor activity.